Messenger RNA from Acaromyces ingoldii, 318 nucleotides. RefSeq lists its product as hypothetical. The record is from RefSeq and is a predicted model, not a curated record. The transcript has 3 exons. Lineage: Eukaryota; Fungi; Basidiomycota; Exobasidiomycetes; Exobasidiales; Cryptobasidiaceae. Bases 1 to 318 code for a protein of 105 amino acids.
AUGUUCAAGAUUUUCAUUCUCCUCGCCUUGGCCUCCGCAGGCCUGGUCGCCGCGGCCGAGAACGCCCCCAUGGCUCAGCUCUACCGCUGCAGAGGAGGAAGCGUCACAAACAUCAACCUCGCGUACAGCUGCCCGACAAGUAAGCAUGAAGACCCCUGGGAGACGUGCUGCUUUACUGGAACCGACACUGCUCCGUUUGCAUUCGGCAAAGCGUGCACCAGGGUCUACGACCAACACUGCAAGGGUGAUUGGAAGCCUUGCCCGAUUCAGUAUAAGCUUUACUCCACCGGUGCCCUUGAGGAACCCAAGUUACUCUAG